ACGUCACUCUCCCUUCCUCUUUCCUCCAUCUUUCCACCUCUUUUUACACGACUUUUUCGAUCAUUUCUAAACCAUGCCAAACGACGCCGUCUCCCGCUCCUCUCCCUCCCACUCAUCUUCCUCCUCCGCCUCCGACAUGCCGAACGACGCUGUUUCUGCCCUCGCCUCCAACUCCUCCUCCUCUGCAUCCCCCUCCCGCUACUCAGAUAUCUGGAACUAUCUCUGGGUCCCUCUGUUCAUUUCCUACACCAAGGAGCUCAGUCUUGCCAAGGCCGAGCCCACGAUUCUUCUCCCGAAUCAAAUCAUCCCUGAAUCUCCCAGGUGUGUCGCCCCGAGCCCCAAGCUUAACUACCGGCCGGUGAUCGGCAUCCUCAGCCAUCCAGGAGACGGCGCCUCCGGACGCCUCAGCAAUGCGACCAACGCUUCCUACAUAGCCGCUUCGUACGUGAAAUUCGUUGAAUCGGCUGGAGCUCGUGUCAUUCCUCUUAUCUAUAACGAGCCUCCCGAGAUUCUUUUCGAGAAGCUAGAUAUGGUCAAUGGAGUGCUCUUCACAGGAGGCUGGGCUAAAACUGGUUUGUACUAUGAAGUUGUUGAGAGAAUUUUUAAGAAAAUUUUAAAGAAGAAUGAUGCUGGUGACCAUUUUCCACUAUAUGCUAUUUGCUUAGGUUUUGAGUUAUUAACAAUGAUCAUAAGCAAGGACCAGAAUAUUCUCGAAUCAUUUAAUGCAACAGACCAGGCGUCUACCCUUCAGUUUAUAGAAAACACACAAAUUGAAGGAACUGUGUUUCAAAGAUUUCCUCCAGAAUUGCUUAAAAAGUUGAGUACAGAUUGUCUUGUCAUGCAAAACCACCAUUAUGGAAUUUCACCUGAAAGGUUUGAGGAUAGCCAAAAUCUAUCCAGCUUUUUUAAAAUCUUGACCACUAGUGCAGAUGAAGAUAAUAAGGUUUAUGUCUCCACAGUACACGCACAAAGCUAUCCUGUGACUGCCUUCCAAUGGCAUCCAGAGAAAAAUGCUUUUGAAUGGGGCUUAUCAAUGAUUCCGCACUCAGAGGAAGCAAUUCAGGUGACGCAACAUGUUGCAAACCAUUUGGUCAGUGAGGCAAGGAAGUCAUUGAAUCGGCCACCUGCUCGAAGCGUGCUCGACAAUCUUAUUUACAAUUACAGUCCCACUUAUUGUGGGAAGGCGGGGAAGGGAUACGAUGAAGUUUAUAUCUUUACCUAAUUUCCAAACCAAAUUCCGAAGGUCUUCUUCCUUCCGAUAUUUGCAGUGUACAUGGUAAUUCUUCCCGGUUUCUUUUUUUAGGAGUUGGAAAUGUAAACAUUCAUCAUCAUCGUGUCUAUAAUACUGAAGACAAAUUCUCCAUGCUUAGCAUCGUGUAAGCAUACUCUGCUUUUCCAUGUUGCAAGAUCGAUCAUAUAUAUGCAUCGUGUUAUCAUCAA
Messenger RNA from Juglans microcarpa x Juglans regia, 1440 nucleotides. Its product is annotated as gamma-glutamyl hydrolase 2-like. Gene Ontology annotation, cellular component: vacuole. Bases 74 to 1222 code for a protein of 382 amino acids. NCBI's taxonomy places the organism in Eukaryota, Viridiplantae, Streptophyta, Magnoliopsida, Fagales, Juglandaceae. The transcript has 10 exons. Gene Ontology annotation, molecular function: gamma-glutamyl-peptidase activity. The record is from RefSeq and is a predicted model, not a curated record. Gene Ontology annotation, biological process: tetrahydrofolylpolyglutamate metabolic process.